GAGCAGAAUAACAACAACCAUUCGUUUCGAGAUUGUUAUUGAGCAGUAUAUUUUCGUUCACAGAUACCUUGUAUCUACAGGAUUAACGCUAUGGCAAGUUUCGUGGACGUGAAUAAUGUUGAGCCAACCACCUUUGAAGACACAUACUACGACGAGUACGAAUAUUAUAACCUUUCAGACAAAUACACAAGUGGCGCUAGCCGAAAGGGGAGGACAAAGAAGGAAGCCAGCGACAACACCAACCGACACAACCCCGGAGGCCACGAACGCAAGAUCGUGGAGAAACUUCAGAACACCGAAAAGAAAGCCAAGGAAUGAGCAAAAUAAGGGCAAAUCGGACGGCUAACCCUGGCAACCGACCAUGGCCGCAGACUGAGAUGGGCAGACAGAACGGAGAACUCCCAUGAAGGGCAGCGAAUGUAAAGACUACAUACUGCCAAUGAGUUUGACUGCAGCUUCUACGACUGGUGUUUUCAGGUCCUGGCUCUACAGAGCUUUAUGUUCUGUGGGAGUGGCCAUUGGGCGAAUAUAAGGUAGACGUCUACCGAAGGUGGUGUUUAGACUACCUAUGCAGAUGGUCAUCUGGUAGACGUCCAAAAACAGUGGGCUGAAAUGAUGUGACGUUGUUUUAGCAUCAUUAUGGUUUGGUUUAUAACGGCCCAUUGCUCAAAAACUGGAUUUUAUUUCGGGGAGGGACAUGACAUUUUUUGGCUUGUUUGGGUGGGAUGGUCUUUUUGGCUUGAUUACUUUAUUAUAAUAGACCAAUGUUUUUACAUUUGGUUAAGGGGUGGGGUCUACAUCACCCUUUCAGCCAAUCAGGUCCUUGUAUGUAAAUCUUAAAUUUUAAAAAGAAUGCAUGGGGAUAGGUUUUGCCAACAUAAUUUAUGCUUAGUUCAUGAUUAACAAAAUCUAAAAAAAUAUCUAACUCAAUGGAUAAUCUCUAAUGAGCGAUAAAAAAAUAAUAAUCCAGGACUAGGCUUAAUUUGUUUUCACAAAAUUUGCCCUAAAUAUUAAUUCACAAUACUUGUGGCUUAAAGUUUGUAAACCAAUGAGGUUCCUAAUAACAUUUAUUAAAAUAAAUGCUUUAAUCAAAUGAGUUCACAAGUUGUGGUUUUGUCAUCUUUCAAUGAUGGUUGUGGGGUUUGCACUGUUCAAACAAGUCAAUAGGUGGCAGUAACAGUCUUGACUCUCAAGUCAUAGUCCUGGGGAUGUGCUAAUACUGAAAAUACAUUUGUAACUAAGAUUUAAGGAAUUAUUGUCAAGAGGAGUACCCUUUGAAGAGCAUGCUAGAGAAAAUGCAAAAGAAUAGCAAUUUGUAUUGCCUUCAAUUUAGUUUGCGCUAACUGAUAAUGACAAACUUGAGUUUGGUGCUUAAUAUUCCUUUCCCUUUGAACUGAAAUUAGUUGAUGUUAUGCAAGGUUUUUAGAUAAUUAAUAAACAUCCUUUCAAAAGUA
Esox lucius (northern pike) is the source of this 1454-nucleotide messenger RNA. RefSeq names its product nuclear protein 1b (gene nupr1b). Gene Ontology annotation, biological process: negative regulation of cell population proliferation; negative regulation of cell cycle; regulation of transcription by RNA polymerase II. Bases 91 to 318 code for a protein of 75 amino acids. NCBI's taxonomy places the organism in Eukaryota, Metazoa, Chordata, Actinopteri, Esociformes, Esocidae. Gene Ontology annotation, cellular component: nucleus. The record is from RefSeq and is a predicted model, not a curated record. The transcript has 3 exons.